UAUAAACGCUGAGGAAGUAGAUUUGUCCGAUGUCAACUUGCCCUGAUAUGCAAAUUCAGUCGACAGCAUGUAAUAUUUUUCAUGACUUAAACAAUAAUCGACAAGAAGUGCUAUAAACAGUCAUGCCAGCUCAGCCGGCUGCCAGAGAACCAGAGGAGGAGAUGGAGACAGAGGCCGACCCUGAGGUUCCUCAAACUAACGGUGAGGUGGAGGAGGAGCGAGAGGGAGGAGAGGCAGAGGAGACAAUGGAGGAGAGUGGAGAGGAGAGGGACAGCGACCUGGAGGAGAGUGAGCCAGAGGAGGAAGAGGAAGAAAGUUCAGAAAUGGAUGAUGAAGAUUGUGAGAGAAGACGAUUACAGUGCCUAGAUGAAAUGUCUGACCUGGAAAAACAAUUCCUGGAGUUAAAAGACAAGCUUUUUCAAGAACGUCUGAACCAGGUUAAAAUGAAGCUGGAUGAGGUUAUGACAGGAAAGGCGGGAGAGUACAGAGAACCCUUGGCAACACUGCAACAGAACCUACAGCAGAGGACACAAGUGGCAGGUGUGUAUAGAGAACUUUGUCUGCAAGUGGUCAGACACAAACAUGAAUGUGAAGUGCAGGGGGCAAGACAGCAUCUAGAGAGUGAGAGGACACUCUUGUUUGAUGCCAUAAAAACAGAGCUGUUGGAGAAGAUCCGCAGACUGGAGGAGGACAAACAGAGCAUAGAUAUCACCUCAGCGCCUUUCCCAAGCUCAAGGACGCUUCACAGUGACAAGUGGUGGAAGGAUGACGUUAGGAUGAAGAAGUGUAAGAGAAGGAGUCACCUGAUUCGCCCAGACAGGAAGAAGAAGGCAGCUCUUGUGUCAGGGCCAUACAUAGUGUAUAUGCUAAGAGACAUUGACAUACUAGAGGACUGGACAGCCAUCAAGAAGGCAUCUUCACUGAUGCCCCUGAAGAAAAAAGCAGACAACAGGCAGGUGCCCGUGCGAUGUGAAGGUGGGGAUCUCUUCUAUGAUGGAGAGAGAUUCUCCAAAGGCAGCAGUGUCGUUCUAGAAGUCAAUGACGACAGCCCAGCACAGGCCGUAAUAACAGGGAUCAGCACAGGAGAGGUCUGGGUCAAGCGCACAGAUGGCACCAAAACCAAAAUAUAUGUCUCCCAACUUCAGAAAGGCAAAUACACCAUACAAAAAGCUUAGAGUAGAUAAACAUUACACUCAGAGAGAGUGUGAAUCUACCCUUUAAUAAUUAACACUCAAAUUCAUCAACACAUUUAGAACAGCUUAUAAAAAUCCAAUCUAAUGCUAUGCACUGGUAUUGAUCAGACCAGAGGACUUUAUAUGCAGUGACUUAUAAUUUUGCCCUUUUUUCUAUACAUAUUUCAUGAUUAAUAUGAUAAUAAGAGGGAUCUGGUUCCAGAUCAACGCUGUUGGUGACAAGUAGGCAAUUUCUGGUGCAGCUAAAGUUUAAUUAA
Messenger RNA from Sinocyclocheilus rhinocerous, 1450 nucleotides. RefSeq names its product breast cancer metastasis-suppressor 1 homolog. Bases 123 to 1175 code for a protein of 350 amino acids. The record is from RefSeq and is a predicted model, not a curated record. NCBI's taxonomy places the organism in Eukaryota, Metazoa, Chordata, Actinopteri, Cypriniformes, Cyprinidae. The transcript has 12 exons.